This is a messenger RNA of Ogataea philodendri, 1515 nucleotides long. RefSeq lists its product as uncharacterized. The record is from RefSeq and is a predicted model, not a curated record. Bases 1 to 1515 code for a protein of 504 amino acids. Lineage: Eukaryota; Fungi; Ascomycota; Pichiomycetes; Pichiales; Pichiaceae. The transcript has a single exon. Gene Ontology annotation, molecular function: beta-lactamase activity; 5'-3' DNA exonuclease activity; zinc ion binding. Gene Ontology annotation, biological process: double-strand break repair via nonhomologous end joining; antibiotic catabolic process; interstrand cross-link repair.
AUGGCCAAACGAAAACCGGUAGACCAACAGGUAUCGAUCUUGAAGUUUUGUCGAACCGGAUCGGAUAUCGUGAAAAAAGAGGUGACGGUUAUCGAUCUGGUGAGCGACAAGGAGGAAGACUCGUUGUUUGUGAAGGACGAGGACGAAGAGCUCCCCAACCAGAUCGAGCCAGACCAGAUCGAACAGCUCCCGUGUCCGAUCUGCAGCGUGGACAUGUCGUACUUGUCGCUGGACGACCGCACAAUGCAUGUGGACGCAUGUUUGGUCGAGCCAAAUACCAAACCGGUUUUGUACAAACCAAUGAAGAUUGGGGGGCAAGAGAGCAAAAGAAAAGUGUCUGCGAAACGGCCCAAACCGCCGAUCCCAGACCACAAGAUCAUGGAGUUUGGCAACUAUAUGGUUGCUGUGGACGCGUUUUGCUACGCUAUACAUCCUGGAAUCUCCACAUAUUUAUUGACCCAUUUCCAUUCCGAUCAUUAUGGCGGAUUGACAAAAAACUGGGAUAACGGGAAAACCAUCAUUGUGACCCCAAUAACGUAUAACUUGCUGGUCUUCAAGUUCAAAAUAGACCCCUCGUUGCUGCUACCGGUGGACUAUAACCAGACGAUCACCGUUCCGCACACACAGAUCAAAGUCACCUGUCUGGACGCGAACCAUUGUCCAGGAAGCGGGAUUUUUGUGCUGGAAUCGCCUGGUUGCAAGUACCUCCACUGUGGAGAUUGCCGUAUAAACCGGCAAAUGCUCGAGUCGUUGCUGGAAAUCGGCCAUUUCAAUAAAAUAUACCUCGACACUACUUACCUGGACCCGCUGUACAACUUCCCGAAACAGGAGUACGUUAUUGACCAGUUAUGCCAGCUACUCAAGUCCAAGAUGGAAACGUUCAAGUUCUCACAGCAACGGGUUAUCGAUUAUUUCACCAAAGGGAAACCGCAACGGUUUUUGGUGGUUAUAGGAACUUAUCUUAUUGGCAAGGAAAGACUUGCGAUCGGACUCGCAAAGGCUUUGGGAUCCAAGAUCUACUGCCAAAAGGAGAAGAAGGACGUACUGAACCAGUUUGGGUGGCCAGACUUGGACGAACUGUUGGAAACCGAACACCCUGAAAAUUGCCAGGUGCAUUUGGUAGCACUUCCGAAACUCAACAAGGACUUCUUAAUGGAGUACCUCAAGACGUACUCGAAACACUUCAAGGCGGCCAUUGGAGUGCGGCCAACUGGGUGGUCGUUGCGGUACGGCAAACCGGUGCCGUCGCUGGACGAUAUAGUGGAGUCGGAAACCCCAGAAGCGGUUUUGGAAGCCAUUUCCAAACAUUUUGACAGGUUUAGAGACGAUAACCCUUGUCGCAUUCUACGGAUUCCGUACUCGGAACACAGCUCAUAUCGCGAACUCUUCUACUUCACAAACCUGCUAAGCUACGACGAGCUGAUCCCGACAGUGGACGUGCACAACGAGGAGGAACAGCAUGCGGUGUUGACACAGUUCAGAAACUACAAAAAGUUAUGUAUAACAAACUUUUAA